AACUCGACGAAAAUUUGCUUGACAAGCGUGUGUGCGCUACUCCGUUCGUGUACACUUUAUUUUCAAUUGGUGAAAAUUGUUAUAAAACUUGCGAGAAAAUAUGUGAAAAUAGGAAAAAGGCCAAUUUCGACACUCGAACUGUGCGUGCACAAUCGAAUUGGUGACGCUCCGACCGCGAAAAGCAGCUGAAAAGCAUAAAAAACAAAGGCGUUAGCGACGGAACGACGGGCGAACUAAGCACAUAGACGCUCCAACCGAUCGUUCCAAUACAGUUGUGUGUAUUUAGCCGUUGCAACUAAUUAAUUUGACGCAAGUAAAUGCAAGUAAAAAACAAAAAACGGCCAACGCAGAGCAAAAGUACAGUGAAAAUUGGUCGAUUGUCGGCGCACGAAGACGAACACGAAUAGCAAGAAGAAGAGUACGAAACAAACGAGAAAGAGAAACGAAACGAACGGCGAUUUUGCGUUCGUGUGUGAGAGUGCGCGCGCGUGUGUAUGUGUGAGGGUGGAAUAUAAACAAAAAAUUAACAAUACGAAAAUCCAAAAACAAUUGCUCUACUUGGCGAAAAGUAAAAUGUCACAUUUGCCACUGGACGCACGGGCCAUUCUGCAGUAUCUAAAUGAUUUGGGCUAUAGGAAUAUAUCAGCCGAGCAACUCCGUGAAUUUCUAAAAGACUUGCGCAAGCUCAUCAAGUAUGAGGAGCGUCUGGCGGAGAACGCAAAGGAGGACAAUUUCAACGGCCUGCAUAAACGCGGCACCGUCAGCUCGCGUGCCAAAUUGAGUGGCGAGAAGGAUAAGGAGAAUGCGGCUCCACCAUGUCCAUGUUCAUCUGCCAAGGAGAAGGAGUCCAAGACUGACCAGGAGCAGCGUUCCAAUGGAGGAGAUGGUUUUGCGGACCUAGCUCGCCUUUUUAAGGAGAAGCUCCUGAUGGAUGCAUCCGUGCCUCCGACGGCAACCAAGGAUUUAGAGCCCGAACACUCUCAGGCAAACGGAAAGCGUCGCAGUCGCAGCAAGACUCGUCAGGGAAAAGAACCUCCGCUGUCCAGUGGCGAAUCGGAGGCUAAUGAUGCAAUCCGUCCCAGGAUGCAACGCCGCCGACGCAGCAAGUCGCAUCCGCGCAGCGCCAGUCGGGGAGCUGCUAUGGCUCGCCGUCGAUGCAAAUCCAGGCACUGUGAUCCGGUGGCAUUAUUUCAGUACUACCAGAAGGAGUGGGCUCAUUUCCGCAGCCAGAUACCCGGCGAGAAUGUCCGCGUGAAUGCCCGUUUCGGGGGGCACAACAAAUCAUUGGAUCCGAAGAAGUGAAGAUAUAUUUCCAUUGCAACCAUUCUUUUAAAAAUCCCAUACUUCGAUUGAUUCCGCUGUUCAACUGCAGUCAUUACUUACAUUUAUUUAUACUU
Drosophila takahashii is the source of this 1397-nucleotide messenger RNA. RefSeq names its product Hyls1 centriolar and ciliogenesis associated (gene Hyls1). The record is from RefSeq and is a predicted model, not a curated record. Gene Ontology annotation, biological process: cilium assembly. Gene Ontology annotation, cellular component: non-motile cilium; centriole. Lineage: Eukaryota; Metazoa; Arthropoda; Insecta; Diptera; Drosophilidae.